AUGGGUCAUUUCCUAGAUAAUAGAACUGGCUAUUUAAGGACGAACACCUUCACCAUCUCUGGGAAAAAUCCCCAACUGUACAUGGAUGCACGGGUUUCCCCUCUGUCAUUAUCUUAUUAUGGGUUCUGUCUCGGAAAUGGAAACUACACAAUAAGCCUUCACUUUGCAGAGAUCGUGUUUACUAAAGACAGAACAUACAGUAGCCUCGGAAGGCGCUUAUUUGAUGUUUACAUUCAAGGACAGCGGGUGCUCAAUGAUUUCAAUAUCGAAGAUGAAGCUGGUGGAGUUAAUAUAGGAAUCAUAAAAACCUUUUCUGCAGCUGUCACUGAUAAUACUGUGGAUAUCUGCUUCUACUUUAAACAUUUCUCUUGGGACUUGUGA
Molecule: messenger RNA, 381 nt
Organism: Fraxinus pennsylvanica
Lineage: Eukaryota; Viridiplantae; Streptophyta; Magnoliopsida; Lamiales; Oleaceae
Source: the annotation of a GenBank genome assembly